Messenger RNA from Fundulus heteroclitus (mummichog), 6057 nucleotides. Its product is annotated as potassium voltage-gated channel subfamily H member 7. NCBI's taxonomy places the organism in Eukaryota, Metazoa, Chordata, Actinopteri, Cyprinodontiformes, Fundulidae. Gene Ontology annotation, molecular function: inward rectifier potassium channel activity. The transcript has 15 exons. Gene Ontology annotation, cellular component: membrane. The record is from RefSeq and is a predicted model, not a curated record. Gene Ontology annotation, biological process: regulation of heart rate by cardiac conduction; membrane repolarization during action potential; regulation of ventricular cardiac muscle cell membrane repolarization. The coding region runs from base 689 to 4171 and encodes 1160 amino acids.
UUGGCAAAAACGUGAUGUUUUAGAAGAUAAUGCUCCUACGCGCGGAAACUAUUGCGCUCCUGUUAACUGGGAUACAUUCAUCGGUGUGCUAUGUACUCAUUAACCAUUUAGCAGGGCUUGUUAAUAUUAAAUGUUAAUGUCUGAAGUAUGCUUCGUUUCAUGAGUACAAACUCGGAACGAGGUUUGUCACAGUUUCACUCUCCAACAUAGCGCGAAGUCUUUCCUCCGAUUUUGUGCAGCUGCGGCAGGUUGUGAAACAGUACCCGAGGCAGAGCAGCCUGAGCCCACUGGGAGCAGCGUCACUCCUCCUGGCAUAUUAUCCAGCGCCCACUGUACGCGCCAAACACACCGCGACGGAGGACGUCAGGAUCGCAUCCCAUCCUCAGCGCGACAUGGUCUGCGUACCGGAUCUCAGUCCCGCUAUCCUCCCCGAUUCCGUCCGGCGUUUCGGCGAGGGGGUAUUCACGCGCACCGGCAUACAAGCAGGGUAAAGAACUCCUCGAUGAAGAAGUGCAUUUAGAAUCAGCCCCUCACAAAAAUUGAUAACAAAAAGUGGAAAAACGUAUCACCUAUCCGCGGGUUUAAGGAUGAAAGAAGAGCCAUCACAAAGACGCCACAUCUGCAACUUCAGGAUUUACUUGUAAAGGCGCUUUUUUAUUGGAGGUCGCGGAAUUAUCAGCGCGUAAACAUGCCUGUAAGAAGGGGUCACGUUGCGCCACAAAACACGUUCCUUGGAUUAAUCAUUCGGAAAUUUGAGGGUCAGAAUCGCAGGUUUGUGAUAGCCAACGCCAGGGUGGAGAACUGUGCGAUCAUAUAUUGCAACGAUGGUUUCUGUGAGAUGACGGGCUUCUCCAGACCGGACAUCAUGCAGAAGCCCUGCACCUGCGACUUUCUCCACGGGGAGCUCACCGACAAGGAGGCGAUCAGCCAGGUGGCGCAGGCUGUGCUUGGCUCCGAAGAGCGCAAGGUGGAGAUCACCUACUACCGGAAGGAUGGGUCUGACUUUCAGUGUACCACUCACGUAAUCCCAGUGAAGAAUGAAGAAGGCUUGGUGAUGAUGUUUAUUUUGAAUUUUGAAUACGUUGUGGAUGAGGGAAGCGACCACUCCACAGAGAACAUAAGCCCUGCAUCCCCUACAAAGUCAGAUCAAAGGAGGAGCAGAUUCUUUCGGUUCCGUCAGGUCGCUUUGAGCCUGAUGAAUACCAACAAGCAAUCUCUUCCACAAGAGGACCCAGAUGCUGUGAUGGUGGAUUCUCCCAAAGAAGACGAGGACUCCGUGGCCUUGCAGACCUAUCCCUCGCCCACUAAGAGCAUUUGCAGUCCUGUUGAGGCCAAUGACACGCAUGCCCUCAUCAGCUCCAGCCACCACUCUUCCCAGGCCAGCAUCGGCCCUGAACCACUUGAUCAUUCAUCCCUCAAAGUCCCCUGGGACAAGCUGUACCAGACGGAGCCUCACCAAUCCUCUACGUCCCUGUCAAACACCUUCCCAAGAGGCAGCACCAGCAGCAUGAGGAGAGCCUCAUCCAUCCAUGAAAUUGAGGGCUAUAGCUCUAAUUCCAAAAGCGUAUUCAGGGACCGACACACAAGUGAAGGCCCGUUCAACCAUGUGAAGUCCAGUCUGCUCGGCUCUACCUCUGAUUCAAACAUCAACAAGUACAGCACCAUCAACAAGAUCCCCCUGAUUGCACUCAACUUCACAGAGGGCGCCGAUAAGAAGGCUCAUUCUCCCCCGACCUCUGAGAAAGCCAUCAUAGCACCGAAAGUUAAAGAUAGAACUCACAACGUCACAGAAAAAGUUACACAGGUCCUGUCACUAGGAGCCGAUGUACUUCCAGAGUACAAACUCCAGGCGCCCCGCAUUGAUAAGUUCACCAUCCUCCACUACAGCCCCUUCAAAGCAGUAUGGGACUGGCUGAUCCUGCUGCUGGUCAUCUACACAGCCAUCCUCACUCCUUACUCCGCUGCUUUCCUGCUCAACGACCAGGAGGAGCAGCGGAGGCGUGAAUGUGGCUACUCCUGCAGCCCCCUCAAUGUAGUAGACUUGAUGGUGGACAUCAUGUUCAUCAUUGACAUCCUCAUAAACUUCAGGACCACCUAUGUGAACCACAACGAGGAAGUGGUUAGCCAUCCAACUAAGAUAGCGAUCCAUUACUUCAAAGGCUGGUUCCUAAUCGAUAUGGUGGCGGCGAUCCCCUUUGACCUUCUGAUCUUUGGCUCGGGAUCAGAUGAGACAACCACUCUGAUCGGCCUGCUAAAGACAGCUAGGCUCCUACGGUUGGUGCGUGUCGCCAGGAAGCUGGACCGUUACUCUGAGUACGGAGCUGCUGUUCUGAUGUUGCUCAUGUGUAUCUUUGCCCUAAUUGCCCACUGGUUGGCCUGUAUAUGGUAUGCCAUCGGCAAUGUGGAGAAGCCCUACCUUGAGCACAAGAUUGGCUGGCUCGACAAUUUGGCAUUGUCCAUAGGGAAGAGAUACAACUACAGUGAUCCUACCUCUGGUCCCUCCAUCAAGGACAAGUAUGUCACCGCCCUUUACUUCACUUUCAGCAGUCUCACAAGUGUGGGCUUUGGGAAUGUUUCCCCCAACACCAACUCAGAGAAGAUCUUUUCCAUAUGUGUCAUGCUAAUUGGAUCUCUCAUGUAUGCUAGUAUUUUUGGAAACGUCUCUGCCAUCAUCCAGAGACUGUACUCUGGGACAGCCCGCUACCAUGCUCAAAUGUUACGGGUCAAGGAGUUCAUCCGCUUUCACCAGAUCCCCAACCCUCUCAGGCAAAGGCUAGAAGAGUACUUCCAGCACUCAUGGACCUACACCAAUGGCAUCGACAUGAACACGGAGGUGUUGAAAGGUUUCCCUGAAUGCCUGCAGGCAGACAUUUGCCUCCACCUUAACCAAAAUCUUCUAGAGAACUGCAAAGCUUUUGAAGGGGCAACCAAAGGGUGCUUGAGGGCCUUAGCCAUGCGCUUCAGAACCACUCAUGCUCCUCCUGGAGACACUCUGGUCCACAGCGGUGAUGUUCUCACUGCUCUCUACUUCCUGUCCCGUGGCUCUAUUGAGAUACUAAAGGAUGACAUUGUGGUAGCUAUUCUGGGAAAAAACGACAUAUUUGGAGAAAUGAUCCACCAAUGCACCACACCAGGGAAGUCCAAUGCUGAUGUGCGCGCUCUGUGUUACUGCGACCUGAGUACCAUUCAGAGAGAAGACCUGCUGGAGGUGCUGGAUAUGUACCCAGAAUUCGCUGACUACUUCUUCAACAACCUGGAGCUCACCUUCAACCUCAGAGAUGAACCAACCAAGGUUGAAAUGCCUGUCGGCGUCCAAGAGGGUGAUCCAGAUGUUGAAGGUAACAGAAACACGAAAAGAAGAAUCUCCUUCACGGCAGAUAUACCUACAGGGGAAAACAAGGAAGCAGAUCAGGACAUUCAAAAGGAGAGCGUGGCCAACUCGGGCCUGAAGAGGUGCUCCGUGGCCCUGGGUUCUUCCUCACUCAGUGUCCCAGUCCUAGACUCGGAUCUCAUUGUCAGAGACAGUAUGGACAGACGACCCUCUAUAGAAGAUCUGCGCUGUGAUAAAUGGGCCUGUAAGAAGCCUGCGGACUACCUGGAUGAGUCAGCACAGAUCCAGGACCUGAGAGAGGACGAUAAUUCUGCCAGCGAAAUCACAUACGGAGAGGUGGAACAACGCUUGGGUCAGCUUCAGGAGCACUUAAACAGGUUGGAGUCGCAGCUCAUAUCAGAUAUUCAGACCAUCCUGCAGAUGCUGCAGAGACAGCCGACUCUGGGACCCCCCGCCUACAGCACUGUGACUGCCAGUCCAGAAUAUCAAAGAUCCGCUGUGAAGGUUCAGCCAGUUGCUCUGUCUGCAAGCCAUUUAUUCAGCCAUACAAACACUCAAGGCCCCAGCCAAAAACUGGAGAGCACCAUUCAGGAAUCCAAAGACUCUGUGUCCAGCUUGGCCAUUGCGAACCCACCCAUAGAGGACACUCUUACAGCAUUUUUUGAACAAAGACAUGCAGACGUGCAGCAGCAGAUCCCAGCACAGCAGCAGUCAGCAUUGAUCCCUCUCCCAGCUCAAACCUCAUCUGCCUCCUGUUCUUCUGCGCUGCCCUCUGACCCCGAACACACCUCGGAAAGACAGCACAGAACUGUCUCAGACCCCGAGUUUCCCAGGACAUAAAGCUCUCUGCAGUCACAUAUGGCAAUAUCGGGGUUACUAUGCUGUAAUUAAUAGGUAGCACCUUUUUUGUUGUUUUUAUCAGCAUGCAGACACAAAUGUCUGUUUUUCAUCAUUUAAGGUGGAUAUGUUAAAGGAAGGAGAGUUCAAGUCAUUGUGCAUGUAGAAGAAAUGUGUUUUUUUUUCUUCUCUGUUUUAAAAGAAUCUAUAAAGUGUACUCAUUUUAAUUCUAAAAACCUACAAAAAGCUAAAAACCUGUUCUACCGAGAGGGAACUGCUGAUAUUUAUUGGACAGCACUUCUAUUUGCUGGUAUUAACACUUGGCCGUAUUAGAAAAAGAACUACGCCCAACUAGUGUUUUAGAGGCUUUUCCCUGGUACUGUGCAUUAGCUUUUAGGCUCUUCUCAUGGUUGGUUCCAUCAGAGUGGGACACCAGGCCCGGGUCAGCCAGAACGAACACCAACCGACUAAUAUAAAACCUGGACGUGUCACCAGUAUACCAGUCUCUUUUUAUUAACAACUAUAUUCACCAGUACAGGGAAAGGUAACACGACAAUCAGAGCAAUGUGUCACUGAACAUGUCUAAACAAGGAAAGCUGACGGACCUACCUCAGACAAUUACUGAUCUCUCAUAGAGGCCAGUAAUUUAGACAUUACUUCUUCACAUAAGGUUUUUUUUUAACACUCCAGUGUCAGUUUGUUCUUCAAUUUGACUGACUAGUCAUCUGAUAUUUACUAUCCUGAUGUAUGAUGGACUGAUAAGCAUUCUUUGCGGUUUUUCUGGGAUGUCACCAACAAUAUGGGGUCUUUAAACCAACCGCGACUGCUAAAAAUAUAUAUUCCUUUCUGAUCUAGGGGAUGGAGACAGUAUGGGUGACAGGCAGUCAAACAAGCUCCCUCAAAUGCAAAAUCUGGGCCCAAAGAAAGACAUAAGCAAGUCAGUGAAUUGACAGGAUGACAGGUGUUGGCCAGCAGGCUGCCACUUAGAGUCACGCUUGUGCAGAAAGGAGGAGCGCAUCAGUAGUAGAAGGCCUCAAACGCUGGAAAUCCACGGAUACUCAGGAUGUUGAAACGCUUCCGAGCCUUUCAUGCCUGUAGUAUGACGAUGGGAAGUAUUAUACUAACUGGCCACUUUAAUGGGUACACCUGUUCAGCUGCUUUUUAGCACAAGCAUCAGCCAAUGGCCUUGCAACGACUCAGUCCAGACGCAUGCAGGUCCACUGGGAUUUUAAUGGACAGCCAUCUCUUGGGUUUACAGAGAGCGGUCUGAGAAAAGAGAGAAUAUCUGGCGAGCUGCAGUUUUGGGGAUAGAAAGCCUUUUCGAUGUCGGUGGGGGAUGGGUAGACUGGUUCAAGAUGAUGGAAAGGUAACAAAUAACCCGAAUAACCUAAUGUCAAAACCAAAUCACGCAGGGGCCAUCGCCACACCUUUACCGCUGAAAUGGGACGUAACGGCUGCAGUUGACUGACGCUCAGCAAGAUUGGACAUGGUCAGGAUGGAAAACUCUGGUCUGGUCUGAUUAGUAUCAGUUUCAGCUGGGGCAAUCAGGGGCUAGGAUGAGAAUUUGGUGAAAACCAAUCGAAAGAGUGGCUUUUUCUUGCCAAGCUGGUGGUUUAAUGGUAUUGGAGAUAAUUCCCUGAUACACUUUGACCUGGGUUAGGCUCUUUAGUACCAAAUUAACCUUGCUGACCAAAGCGCAAUGUCACAAAGCUAAAAUCAUCUUAAACAGUUUUUUUGAACAUGACAAGUGUGCUGUGCCCCAGUUGCCUCCACUGUCACUAGAUCUCAUUCCAAGAGAGCACCUUUGGUAUAUGGCGGAACUGGAGAUUUGCACCGUGGGUUAGUGACAAAUCUGCAGUAACCACACGAUGCUGUCGUGUCAAUAUGGA